This is a messenger RNA of Talaromyces marneffei, 876 nucleotides long. RefSeq lists its product as uncharacterized. The transcript is spliced from 4 exons. Lineage: Eukaryota; Fungi; Ascomycota; Eurotiomycetes; Eurotiales; Trichocomaceae. Gene Ontology annotation, cellular component: Golgi membrane. Bases 1 to 876 code for a protein of 291 amino acids. The record is from RefSeq and is a predicted model, not a curated record.
AUGAAUCCACACAUCUCCGUACCACGACAACACAGCACCCCCAGCUUCGGAGGCAGUUCUGGCGCUGGCUCGGCCGGACGAGGGAAUUCAAGUAUCAAGAUGCCGAGGUUUUUUAAGAGGCUAUUCAAGUUCCCGCAGAUGGACUUUGAGAUGGCCAUCUGGGAAAUGACAUCGCUAUUGAUUGCGCCCAAGAAAGUUUUUAAAUCUAUGUACUAUCAUGUAAAAACAAAAAACACCUGGCACCGACCCGACCCUUCAUUCACCUACCUCCUUUCCUUCUUCCUCCUCCUAACCGCCCUAGCCUGGGGCCUCGCCUACUCUCCCAGCUUUGGAUCCAUAUUCCGUCUCUCGAUCUUGUUCGUGUUUGUCCACUUUAUCGGCACAUCACUGUUCAUUUCGACAAUCGCAUACUUCAUUGUUGGCCGCAUAUUCGGCCCCAACGGAGCAGCGGCGAGUUUGACAGGUUUGUCGCGAGGGUCGAGGAUGCCGAGACGUGGUGCUGCGCAGGGACUGUUUGCGCAGCCAGGUGAGAAGGAGCACAUUGAGUUUGGGUAUUGUUUCGAUGUCUCCAAUCGAGCCUUCUUUCCCCUCUACCUACACCUCUACGUCAUUCAAUUUCUCCUUCUCCCACUCUUGACUCGCAAUCCGCCAAACUUCCUCACCACUUUUCUCGGAAACACACUUUACCUCUCCGCACUCCUAUACUAUACAUAUAUCACGUUCCUCGGCUACAAUGCUUUACCGUUCUUACAUAACACGGAAUUGCUAUUGUUGCCAAUCUUGGUGUUGUCGAUACUCUGGUUGGUGAGUUUGAUUGCGGGUUGGAAUGUUAUUACGCAGGGUCGAGGGGUUGAGGGGUUGUUUUGGGGGGUUUGA